Dibothriocephalus latus is the source of this 1263-nucleotide messenger RNA. The record is from the annotation of a GenBank genome assembly. Lineage: Eukaryota; Metazoa; Platyhelminthes; Cestoda; Diphyllobothriidea; Diphyllobothriidae.
AUGGUACCGCUUGCCUUCUACUUGACAGACUCCUGCGAUGUGCGCAUAUUAGUGCGGGACCUGUCCGGCAAGUACGCCUGGGAUUUGACUAACAUCUACGGUCUGCCUCCGGAUCUUCAGGGGAUGAUAGAUCCCUCGGAGCAAAAAGAGAACUCCACUGCUGGUCUAUCUUUCCCGGUUAAUGGUUCCUCCGAUCCGCCCCUCUCUGUUCCGCCCUGUCCGCCUCCACGACGAAGGUCCUUUGCAGCGCGUUCCCUCGACGAGGCUUCUGACCAGCCACCCGACUUUCUUGAAGAACUCCUGCAACAUCUUAUUAGUCAGCAUCCUCAGUUUAAGGCACUUCUAUCGCCGUUGUCGAAGGACGACAGCAACCUGGAACAAUCGCACUUCGAGAAGCUCGCAAGUGAGCAGAUUAUUUCUUUGGAGCGUGAUGAACGCGAUCUGGAGAAGAAGCGCCCGGAACCUAGGACUUUGCCUCUUCAAGGUACUUCCUGUGUACUGCAGAUAGACGGAAACCCAGCCAUGGAACGCUGGAUGGAGGCUGCUCUGCAGUACUGUGUUUGCAAGAAACUCAUCAACCAACUCGGCUUUAUGUCCAGGAGCAGGCGGCCAUCGAUUGAACUUCUGCCCAAGAGCGCCGGUUUGGUCCGCGAGCUGAAGCACCUUGACAAAAGACUCUCGCGCGAGACGCACAAGUUGGCGGUAGUCUACGUGGCGCCGGGCCAAGAAGAGAAACAAGAGAUCCUGUCUAACCGAUGCGGAAGCUUGGAAUUUGAGAACUUCGUAGCGGGUCUUGGCUGGCAGGUAGAACUCGCCAAGCACAGGGGCUUCUUGGGAGGUUUGGACCGGAGCGGUCAGACGGGGAAGCUAGCCACCUACUUCGCCACAUCCACUCUCGAGGUCAUCUUCCAUGUCUCAACGCGUAUGUCCUCUGAGAGUGAUGAGGAUAAGCAUCGCGUGUUCAAACACCUUGGCAACGAUGAAGUUAUGAUUAUUUGGACUGAGCACUGGCGUUCCUUCCGCCGUAGCAGCCUCCGCACUGAGUUUGGCGAUGUCCUCAUCAUCAUUUCACCCCUGACCAACGGCCUCUUUCGUGUCGAAAUACGCAAUGAGUCAGAGGUACCCUUUUUCGGACCGUUGGUUGACGGAUGCCUUGUCUCAGAGGCGGAAUUGCCCUUCCUUGUGCGUGCCACUGCUGUCAACGCAAACCGGGCCAUCCACUCGGUCAAACCAGACUUCAAGGAGCAGUAUCCUUUACAAUAA